Molecule: messenger RNA, 952 nt
Organism: Arachis ipaensis
Lineage: Eukaryota; Viridiplantae; Streptophyta; Magnoliopsida; Fabales; Fabaceae
Source: RefSeq, a predicted model, not a curated record
AUGAAUAUAAACUACGGUGCCUCCGGGGCUUCCUCCUUCCCCACCCAGGCCCUCUCUUCUAGCUCGGCACGUCAUCCCUAUCCUCCCUGGCUUCUCUGUUCGAGCUUGGAGCAGCUCGCCGUCGUGUCGCGUUCAUCUCGCCGGUCGCCGUCGUCUCGCCGGUCGCCGUCCUGCUCUCCGUCAAAGGAGUUGGGAUCUUUCAUUUCUCGAUUUGAUCAUCACUAUAAGGAACACCUCAUGGGAGGAUUGAGAACUAUGGUUAGGGGGGGUAAAGAUAGCAGGUUGGAGGUUGAAUAUUUGAUCUGGCUUUGCUCCCUUUCAGAGCUUGAGAUUGAUAUGUUAAUUAGCUUGAAGUUGCUGAUCUUUCAGCGUGCAAAAACAAUAGGCUAUGCUGAUCUGGCUAAGAAAUUCAACCUUAAGUUUAUUCGAGCCAUUGCUGUUGUUUUGAUGGAGCAUCUUAAGGAAGAGUUAAAAGAUUUAUUGCUUGUUGCAGAUACGGAUAAAUCUGCGUCUUUUUUGGAUGCUUGUAAACUAUUGAAAUGUUAUAAGGAGGGUACUACAACUAUUGAAGAGCUAAUUACUGACAUCGGUACUGAUAUACAAGCAUAUGUGAGGAGGUUCAUCGAGAUGGACAACAGAGUACGGACCAUUAUGAGGACAGGUUGCUCAGAUUGUGACAUAGGCCAGGCUAGAUACCUUGUCCUAGUUCAUUGUAACAUUUCUUACGAGUUUUGAUUAUGUUUCUCGAAAUUUCAGCUUUGUUGGACAUCAUAUGACGGUCCCCAGCUCCAGGCAAUGUGUCACGACUGGUUGAGGAGUUGUCGGGAGGUUUACACGUGGAGGAUAGUGGUAUAGUUAGUAUAAACGUAAUACCAAACUAACAAUGUAUAGAAAGAGAGAUACAAAGAAUCGAGCACUAAAUUAAUGAAGGAUUAUUAUUAUUGCAUAUCAU